Molecule: messenger RNA, 723 nt
Organism: Zingiber officinale
Lineage: Eukaryota; Viridiplantae; Streptophyta; Magnoliopsida; Zingiberales; Zingiberaceae
Product: putative disease resistance protein RGA4
Exons: 1
Coding region: 1-723 (240 amino acids)
Biological process (GO): defense response to other organism
Molecular function (GO): ADP binding
Source: RefSeq, a predicted model, not a curated record
AUGGAACAACUACCAGUGAAGCUCAAGGAGAAGUUACAUUCCAAAAGAUUUUUACUUGUCUUAGAUGAUGCUUGGGAUGACAAUAACCAGAUAGAGUGGGAGAAACUAUGUGCUCCAUUGCUAUAUGGCCAAAAGGGUAGUUGGAUAAUAUUAACAACUAGAUUGAUAUCAGUUGCGAAGAUGGUCUCAAAAGUAAUGAGAGGAGUCACAAUGGAGCCAAUGAUGUUGCAGGGCUUAUCAAAUGAUGAAUGUCGUUCACUCCUCUAUGAGCAUGCAUUUGUUGGUCAAGACCCAAAUAGAUUCCCACUCCUUAAAGAAAUUGGAGAAGAAAUAGUAGAGAAAUUGAAAGGUGUACCACUUCUAGCAAAGUCAAUUGGAGGAGUGUUGAACAGUAGACUAGAAGUAGAUCACUGGACGAGCAUUUCAAGAAGUGAAUUAUGGAAAAUGCCACAAGAUUCAAAGUACGAUUUCAUUCCAUCUCUAACACUCAGUUACAUGAUGCUUCCACCACGUUUGAAGCGGUGCUUUUCCUACUGCGGCAUAUUUCCUCAAGAUUACAAAUUCAAUAAGCAAAAGCUAGUGUGCAUGUGGGUGGCCGCAGGCCUAAUUUACUCGGAUGGAUUAGAGGAGGGCUCAGAUGAGGACAUAGCUAACUGCUGCUUUGAUAUGUUGUGCAAUAAAUCUUUCUUUGAUAUUCAUACCUACAUUUGGAGAUCAAUUUAG